Xiphophorus maculatus (southern platyfish) is the source of this 948-nucleotide messenger RNA. Its product is annotated as olfactory receptor 151-like. The coding region runs from base 4 to 948 and encodes 314 amino acids. The record is from RefSeq and is a predicted model, not a curated record. The transcript has a single exon. NCBI's taxonomy places the organism in Eukaryota, Metazoa, Chordata, Actinopteri, Cyprinodontiformes, Poeciliidae. Gene Ontology annotation, biological process: G protein-coupled receptor signaling pathway. Gene Ontology annotation, cellular component: membrane. Gene Ontology annotation, molecular function: G protein-coupled receptor activity; olfactory receptor activity.
GCUAUGAUGGAUAAUGUUUCAGUGAUUUCCAUGUUUACUCUUUCAGGGUUCAGUGGCACAUUCAGCCACAGAGUCACUCUCUUUCUGCUCACCUUGCUGUGUUAUUGUGUGAUUUGGUUGGUGAAUCUGACAAUCGUUGUAACAAUUAUCAUGGAUAAAAACCUCCAUGAACCAAUGUACAUCUUCCUCUGUAAUCUGUGCAUCAAUGGACUUUAUGGGACUGCAGGAUUUUAUCCUAAAUUUCUCCAUGAUCUCCUGUCCACCAGGCAUUUAAUUUCUGUUCCUGGAUGUUUCCUGCAGGGUUUUAUGAUUCACUCCUCAGUCUGUGCUGAAUUAUCUCUGCUCGCUCUAAUGGCUUAUGACAGAUAUGUGGCUAUAUGUCGUCCUCUAGUGUACCACUCUAUGAUGAAUACAAAAAGGGUUGGUGUUUAUGUAUUUUUUGCUUGGAUUACUCCAUUUUUUCUUAUGUUUAUCAGCACAGGCACAACAGUAACAUCAAGGUUCUGUGGAUCCCACAUACCAAAGAUCUACUGCAUCAACUUGUUGAUUUCUAAACUGGCUUGUUCUGCCUCAAUAGCUCAGGUUGUCUUUCCAGCUUUUAAUUACACGUUUUAUGUUGGCCAUGCAGUUUUCAUUGUUUGGACUUAUUUUUUUCUCAUCAAAUCCUGCAAAGCGUCUAAAGAGAACAGAAGUAAAUUCAUGCAGACGUGUUUGCCACAUCUGCUCACUUUGAUGAAUUUUGUUGGAUCGGUGUUGUUUGAUUUGCUGUACGUGCGAUUUGGCUCAAAGGACUUGUCAGAAAACGUGCAGAAUUUUAUGGCGAUGGAGUUUCUUGUCAUUCCGCCGAUUAUCAACCCCCUGAUCUAUGGGUUGAGACUGACACAGUUACGAAAAAGAAUUGCACAUUUCUUAUGCUGCACAGGUUCAGUGUGUAGAUUAAAGGCAUGA